Molecule: messenger RNA, 526 nt
Organism: Tetrahymena thermophila SB210
Lineage: Eukaryota; Ciliophora; Oligohymenophorea; Hymenostomatida; Tetrahymenidae
Product: oxalate/formate antiporter protein
Exons: 6
Biological process (GO): activation of GTPase activity; nucleocytoplasmic transport
Cellular component (GO): nucleus; perinuclear region of cytoplasm; cytosol
Molecular function (GO): small GTPase binding; GTPase activator activity
Source: RefSeq, a predicted model, not a curated record
AUGAUAUAAUAGAUUAAAAGAUAUUAUAAUUUGGAAGAAUUUAUAAACUCUUCACUUUUAUCUCACGAGGUUCUCCAUAUUCAUCUCAAUUACAAUUAAAUUGGUGAUGGAAUGGAAUGGAAUUUACUCGCACAUGUAACAUGCACUCAGAAAAAAUAAAUUGGUGAUGAAGGUGCAUCAGGCUUAGGUUCUGCUUUAGCAAAUUGCAUUAAUCUCUCAAAUUUGACACUUAAUCUUCAUGGAAAUUAAAUUGGUGCAAAGGGUGCAUCAGGCUUAGGUUCUGCUUUAGCAAAUUGCAUUAAUCUCUCAAAUUUGACACUUUACUUUAAUCGAAAUUAAAUUGGUGAUGAAGGUGCAUCAGGCUUAGGUUCUGCUUUAGCAAAUUGCAUUAAUCUCUCAAAUUUGACACUUAAUCUUAGUCGAAAUUAAAUUGGUGAUGAAGGUGCAUCAGGCUUAGGUUCUACUUUAGCAAAUUGCAUUAAUCUCUCAAAUUUGACACUUAAUCUUCAGUAAAAACAGUUUAUUU